GCUGCCUCUGCGCCCGCCUGGUAGCGAAGGGUGUCCCGGGCUUGCCGCGUUUCUCCGCCCAGCCAGCCUCGGCCUUCUGCCUCUCGCCGCCCGGCGCGUCCCGCGCCUUUCCUGCCGCCUCCGCGCAGCCCUGGCGGUGCUAGGCAUGAAGCUGAGCAAAGCCCAGUACGAUGAGAUAGCCCAGUUCCUGGGGCACGUGCAGCCCACCCGGCAGAGCCUGAGGAAGCUGAAGGAGAAGUUUCCUAGUCAAUCGCAGUCCACUCUGCUGAGCAUCUUCUCCCAGGAGUACCAGAAACAAAUCAAAAGAACACAUGCCAAGCAUCAUACUGCUGAAGCUAUCGAAACUUACUACCAAAGGUACCUGAAUGGGGUGAUGAAAAAUGCAGUUGCCCCAGUAUUACUGGACCUGGCCAAUGAGGUGGACUUUGCCCCAUCAUUGAUGGCUCGUAUUGUGUUGGAAAGAUUUCUACAAGAAAAAGAGCAAGCCAUCCCCUCCAAAACUCUUAUAAAUAGUAUGCUGCGGGACCCUUCUCAGAUUCCAGAUGGAGUGCUAGCAAAUCAAGUCUAUCAGUGUACUGUGAAUGACUGUUGUUAUGGACCACUGGUGGACUGCAUCAAACACGCUAUUGGGCAUGAGCACGAAGUCUUGCUGCGAGAAAUGCUUUUGGAAAAAAACCUCUCUUUCAUAGCUGAAGAUCAGCUUCGUGCAAAGGGUUAUGACAAAACACCAGAUUUUAUUUUAGAAGUACCAGUAGCUGUGGAAGGACACAUAAUUCAUUGGAUUGAAAGCAAAGCCUCAUUUGGUGAUGAAAGUAGCCACCAAGCCUACUUGCAGGACCAGUUUUGGAGCUACUGGAACAGAUUUGGCCCUGGAUUAGUCAUCUACUGGUACGGAUUUAUUGAAGAGCUGGACUGCCAUCGUGAACGUGGCAUCCUGCUAAAAGACUGCUUCCCUACUGACAUUGUGACUCUGCGCCACAGCAUGGCUCAGUGCUGAUGUUGGGAGGAAGAGGUACUGAGCAAAUUUCUGGCACAUUGAAGUCCAAAAGAACAACAUGCAGGAGUUUUCUAUGUGAGUUAUUACUGAAGGAUUUCGCCAUCCUGGUAUUCAAGAAGGGGAAUUUUAAAAAAAUGAUAAAACAGUGCUUCAUACUGGAUCAGUUUCACAAGACAAAUAAAGCACACAAAUGGACAGAAGUUUCCUGUGUACUUGUUUCCUUGCAAGAGCCUUGUUUUUCUCUUCUUAGAACCACCAAGAUCAGAAGUUGUUUGAGGUGGGUGUUAGCCCUUCUUGAAGUUUUGAAUUCAGUCUCUUCUUUUUCCAUCCACAUUGCCACUCAGAAGGGCAAGAUUGGGUCUCAGGUUUGUGCUCUCAGAUGUUUUUAAUAAGACAGUGGCAUAUUUGGCUUGGCACACUUCAAUACUCUUUGCUAACUAUUACUCAAGAAAGGGCAAAAUAUUUUAAAAUGUCAGUGAGAGAUUUGCCUGUAUGCUCAUCAUGUUCAGAUUUUCUGAGAAAAGCUAUGGAUUCUGUUGUAGAAAUUAAGGACUGAUAACAGUCUCCCUAAAGCACAAGUUGAUGAUCUUUUCCAGAAAGAAAGGGUCUGUAAAACAUUACAGUGCAUAUUCAUCACCUUUUUUUAGUUGAAAGUUUAGUGAUACUUUGUGCGCCUGUACGUUUUUCAAAAAUCAUGUGCAGACUUUUUACAGUCUUGCCUCAAGUGGAAAGGAUAUUAAAAC
This is a messenger RNA of Pseudopodoces humilis (Tibetan ground-tit), 1740 nucleotides long. RefSeq names its product CDAN1 interacting nuclease 1 (gene CDIN1). Gene Ontology annotation, biological process: erythrocyte differentiation. The record is from RefSeq and is a predicted model, not a curated record. NCBI's taxonomy places the organism in Eukaryota, Metazoa, Chordata, Aves, Passeriformes, Paridae. Gene Ontology annotation, cellular component: nucleus; cytoplasm.